AACUAUAAAUACAAGAACACACGGAGAUAGAGAUGACUUGAAUGACACAAACAUGGAUACAAUAAAUGCAAACUGUCAAGAAGAUUUAGAAAGUUUAUCUAGCAAUUCAUUUGAAAACAUGGAAAGAAAAAAUGUCCAUAACAGUAGGAAAUCAAAAGCAACAAUUGAACAGAAAACGGAAGAUGAUAAGCAGAUCCCAAUUCGUCUCUGGAUAGGCAGACAUUUCACAAAAUUAACAGGAGAAGAAUCAAAAUGCAAUUAUUGUAUUUUAAAAUUUUUUAUUUAUGAUAAUGACAAUGAUUAUGAAAAAUUUCAAUGCCACUUAGUAAAGGAACAUCCAGACAAAUUGGCAGAUGACAAGAAGGAAAAAGAUAAAUUCAGUUGGAUAUGGGAUUAUUAUACAUUAGAAAAUAAUAUACACGCAAUGUGCAACUUUUGUGGCAAUAACAUAAAAUUAUAUAAUAAAUCAGAAUAUACUUUGGAAACGCAUUUAAAGGUAUAUCAUGGGAUAACUGGUGCGGACAGUAAUACGGAUGAUGCGAGCAAUGAUGCAAAUAAGGAUACGGAUUUGUGCAAAAAUACAGAAAAUACAGGCAGCCAGAUAGCCAAGCGUUUCGGUGCAAAAACGUACAAUGCAAUACUUGCUUACGAUGAUGGCAACUUGCCGUAUGUUCGUCUUCAACGACUUUGAAUAUACAGACAUUGAAGCAAUAUAUAGUUAACAUUGUACGUAGAUAUGUAUUGCAUAAUCCUCGAAUUGACCAAAUCUUAUUCUCUCUGCGAGCAAUCGCUUUUAUGUAAUUUAUCGACGAGUGUUUUAUGUAUUCAUCCACUGAGAAUGGUUCAAUGCGUAACCCAAGCGUUUGGGUUUGUCAAAUAAUUAAUUCUAAAUCCAUUAAAAAUAACUUUUUUCGUUUAAUACUAUUAUAAGAUAAUUAUACCAUUAAAUGUUAAUUAUUUAUUUUCAAAAUUUUUAAUAUAAUUAUACUUGUAAGUAUAUACAUAUGAAUGUAGGUUCUCAUUUAGUACAAUAUCAAUAGACUAUGUUGUGGUUUGCUCUUCUUACAAAAAUGUGGUAAAACGUCAACUAGCUUUAAAGAAGACUUUUUUAAUGGAUUUUGCAAAUUAAACUUUGACUUAUUUUAUUAUUAUUUAACAUAAAUUAUUAUUUUGUGCAACAGUAAUUUUUGUUAAAUUGUACAAAAUUAUUUUAUAUUAACCACUACAUUGACAAUUUGUACUAUAGUUGCACAGUGUAUAACGUAUUUCAAAAUCGACGGAUUAUGUUAUGACUUUCACUUCCUAUAGAUGUGACACAAUAUUAACAAUUACUUAGCAUCCGUGAUUUCUUCUGUUCAAAAUCUUGCGAUAUGAUCUUUGAUUUUCUUACACAAGAAUAAUUUAUAUUAUGUUAUAUUUUAUAUCUUACUAUUGCAUUGACAAUUCAUAUAUUAGCUAAAUAUUACGCGAGUUUAAACGUUUAGUUCUAUAAGUCUAUUUUGUGACUCGUGUAACAUUACAUUAGAUUACAAUUUCUUCAGACGUAAAUUUGCAAGCAUUUUGUGUAAAUAUAUUUAUUAAAUUAGAUGGUAUGUUAGUUUUUAUUCGGUAAUUGUAACUCAAAGGACAUAAAAGUUAGAAUGUUGAAGGAAAUACAUCAAGUAUACUUUA
This is a messenger RNA of Wasmannia auropunctata (little fire ant), 1671 nucleotides long. RefSeq lists its product as uncharacterized. The transcript has 3 exons. The record is from RefSeq and is a predicted model, not a curated record. The coding region runs from base 53 to 691 and encodes 212 amino acids. Lineage: Eukaryota; Metazoa; Arthropoda; Insecta; Hymenoptera; Formicidae.